This is a messenger RNA of Paraglomus brasilianum, 2343 nucleotides long. The record is from the annotation of a GenBank genome assembly. NCBI's taxonomy places the organism in Eukaryota, Fungi, Glomeromycota, Glomeromycetes, Paraglomerales, Paraglomeraceae.
AUGUCUACUCCAGCUACAAACUCUACAUCCCGUCAUCUAACUACCACUACCACAAACUCGAGAACUCUUUCCAAAACGACCGAACCGGGGAAUUCUGCCAACUCCUCAAUACAACAGCCUCCUCCGUCACCUCGUGCGCAUUCCAAAUCAAUACUCACGAUAGCGCUACAGAAGGCUCAGUCUGCUGUGCUAUUAGACUCUGCCAAUAAUGUAGCCGCUGCGUUAGCCGCAUACAAGCAGACCGUAAGGCUGUUAUCGCAAGUAAUAGACAAGGCUGCUAAUGAAGCUGAUCGCCAAAGGUUACAGAAUAUUCACGACACAUAUGCCGAACGAAUCAAACUACUCUCAACUAUUGUCCCUCCCGCUAAUGAAGACGUAAUUAACUCGGAGAAUGGUCCAAACAGCGAUACACGCAAUAGUAAUCAUACUAGGCAACGGAGUGCUAGCUGCACAGAACCAGGAACUAGUCCACAGCCAGUGAUUAAUUCUAGAACAGUGGACAAGCGCAAAAAUAAUCCUUCUGAUCAUAAAAAGCAGAUCGAUGUUCUGGACAAGGCAACUCAGAAGAAGGCAAAAGUACUCCAACAUACUAAUUCAAGCCAAAUAGAUGAUCCAAGUCAUGUUGAUGUAACGAACGUUAACGGUAUUACGUUUAAUGCGAAUGAUCCAGAAUCUAUACAAAAGACAAGACCAACAAGAAAAAAAUCAACGUCUUCAAUAUCAACGACAAGAUCGUGGAACUCGAGAAAAUCGUUCAUGUCGGAUAAGACAACUCCCCCUCAUUCAGAUUACGAAUCAGCUGCAGAAAGACCAAAAUCACCUGCAGAAUCUACAGAAGGAAACGAAUCGUCAAUGAGUCUAUCUGAUAUUGGGUCGGGAUCGGAAGAUCAGUACGAUGUAUAUGGGCAGCUUAUCAGGGAUGAAGAAAUUAUUAUAAAGCAUGUAAAAAGCAAGAGUGAUCCAACAAGGAUCGAUACGAAUUCAAAUGGCAAUUCAAUGUCAUACAAACAACAAUUAUAUCAGUCGAUAAUUUCUGGCGAACAGAAGCGUUCUUCAUCAAUAAACUCUCCGCGUAUUCUAAUUCCACCACCCCCAAAGGGAGAUCCACCAAAACCCACACAACUUAAAACGCUUCAACCUGAAACUGUUUAUGUAAAACCCAAGGUCUCUAGUCCAACGUUUCUGCCUCCUGACCCACCAUCAGUUCCGCCGCCGCCAGGGGGGGAGACAUUAGAGAAAAAAUCACCCUCAGCCAGAGCUAGUCCCUCACCAAAACCAUUACCGAUUUCAUCCAAGUCAGAACCCAACCUAUUAGCAAGCCAGCAUCAAGACUCGAAUGGCGAUGUUUUUAGUCCCCCGUUACCAACCAAAACACGUUCGAAAGCAUCCCCUACAAAUGUAGUCAUAAAUAAAGUGUUUAGUAAAGAGUCACCUGCAAGCCGACGGCCAGGACCCCUUCCCUUGACGCAAGAAAAACAAAUCAACUCUCGCAUAGUACUUACUCGUGUAGCAUCGAGCCAAGAUACUACAACCCCAUCGAGUCCUGGUCCGCCCAGACGAUCGGCCUCAAAUCCUGGUCAAUCGCGAAAAGGCAGUAAUGGCUUGCGGUUUAAUCCACAUUUAUCGACUCUGCCCGGAUCUCCAACUGUAGCAUCGAAUUCGCCAACUUCGCCGUGGGUCUCGGGUUUUAAUGUGCAGUCGCCGGCGCUUUCUAGUCCAAUGUUUAGUCCGGGACUGAAUAGGUCAGACUCCGCAAGAGUAUACGAUGCAAGUUAUUCAUCGUUGUAUUCUGAGGACUCGGGUAUUCAUAUGGCGGGGCAGAAUGCACCACCAGAAUCACCGCCGGAUGAUGUACAUAUGAGGCCAUUUUGGUUGAUGCGGCUGUUGGGGCGUACAAUGGCGAGUGGAGGAUAUUUAACCGAGAAGCUGUAUGUUCCUAAUCGUGUUUGGGCUCAAGCAACUGUCAAGUUUUCCGCUAUAGAAGCAAAAGUUUCUAGUUGUGACAUUAUAUAUAACUGUUUGUUGAGGCUGGAAAAGAUUCCUGUUCACGAUAUGGAUGGUCUUGUCAAGGAAUUGGACUCUAUCGAUUCUACCAUUGAAACUAUCCAAAAUACUCUGGCUCGUAAGCUCAGUUAUGUAGAAUCGACAAAUGGAAAGAGUCGCCAGAGUACUAACUCUAUUAUGAACUGGGGCAACAAAAUAAGUCAGCGACUUGAUCGAAUGUCUGACAAACGCAGCGAGACUAAUACAUAUGUAGAAAUUUUAUUGAAAGUAUUUGCUAAUGCUAAAGUUGUGGGUGAGUAUAGGUUACAUUUUGAGAUACUUCGUCUUGAAUUAUUGUAG